Messenger RNA from Heterocephalus glaber (naked mole-rat), 387 nucleotides. NCBI's taxonomy places the organism in Eukaryota, Metazoa, Chordata, Mammalia, Rodentia, Bathyergidae. The record is from RefSeq and is a predicted model, not a curated record.
GUUGUAUAUAAGGGUAGACACAAAACUACAGGUCAAGUGGUAGCCAUGAAGAAAAUCAGACUAGAAAGUGAAGAGGAAGGGGUUCCUAGCACUGCAAUUCGGGAAAUUUCUCUAUUAAAAGAACUUCGUCAUCCAAAUAUAGUCAGUCUUCAGGAUGUGCUUAUGCAGGAUUCCAGAUUAUAUCUCAUUUUCGAAUUCCUUUCCAUGGAUCUCAAGAAAUACUUGGAUUCUAUCCCUGCUGGGCAGUUCAUGGAUUCAUCACUUGUUAAGAGUUAUCUGUACCAGAUCCUUCAGGGUAUUGUCUUUUGUCACUCAAGAAGAGUUCUUCACAGAGACUUAAAACCUCAAAAUCUGUUGAUUGAUGACAAAGGAACAAUUAAACUGGCU